Messenger RNA from Clavispora lusitaniae ATCC 42720, 2286 nucleotides. RefSeq lists its product as uncharacterized. NCBI's taxonomy places the organism in Eukaryota, Fungi, Ascomycota, Pichiomycetes, Serinales, Metschnikowiaceae. The record is from RefSeq and is a predicted model, not a curated record.
AUGAUUUUGAAAGCUAUAGGUAGGAGAGCCAUACUCAGGCCACUUUUACCGAGGCUUCUUGUCGUCAGAACAUUCAAUGUUACCUUGACCCGGUCAAUUGUGAAUCCUUUACUCCCUUUUGAUGUGUUGGAAGAAUUGGAAUCAGAUGAAGCAGAUGAACAGAACAAGUCAUUAAAAAAAGAAAAGAAAAAGCUUAUGCGCCAGAAGAAGACUAUCACCAAGAAGUUGGUUGAAGAGAAAGCUAAGAAGAAAGACGAUGGUACAAAAGAAUUGAGUACUGAAGUCAAGGAAACUGGGGUUAUGACAGCUGAAGCUGUGACAAUGCCAAAAGCGUCACAAGACGCUAAGCCAGUACCUCAUACUUCUUCAGGUGGGUCAAUUGGUGGUAAUGGAGGAGGAAAUGGGGGAGGCGGCGGAAAUGGAAACGGAAAUAAACCGCCCUCCGAAGACAAGGAUGGAGAACAGGAUGAACAAGAAAAUGAAAAGGAAAAGGAAAAGGAGAGAGAGAAGGAGAAGGAAAAAGAAAAAGAAAUAGAGGAGGAGGCUGAGGAAGAAGAUUUUGAGGCCGAAGAUACUAAGUCAAUGUUUUGGGAUGCCAUGAGCAGAUUCGGCAGAUUCUUAUUCAAAUGCCUCGAAACCAUUGGAAUAACUUUGAGUUCUGUUGGGGUUUUAGGUCUUUCGGGUCUCUUGUAUCAUAAAUUCUAUAACGAUCAUGUUUUGGACAAAAUGGAUACUGCAUUUCAAAAAGGCGACCCUGCUUACCAGUUGGCUAUGCAUAAGAAAACGAAUAAAAGGAGUGAAAGCAAAGGGAGCUACAAUCCAGAGAAUGAUGAUGAAGAUGACGACGCAGACGAUGAAGAUUUAUCUCAAUUCUGGGUUGAGCGGCCGCAGCAAAAACUUCUUGACGACAUUGUAAGUGGUAAAAUUCGGGGACGCUAUUUCUUGGUUGUUGGCGAAAAGGGUACAGGAAAAACGACAUUGAUUAUGGAAGCGAUGAAGAAAAUUGAUGGCAGCAAUGUUGCCAUCUUCGAUGCACAUGCCGAUCCGGAGAUUUUCCGGAUUCGUCUUGGCCGGGCAUUGAAUUUCGCCUAUAACGAGGAUUAUAUCGGUUCCCUUUUCAGUAUUCGAGGGCCACGGGAUACCACUGCAUUACUUGAUAUCGAAAGAGCAUUCAACAAGUUGGAGCAGCUUGCCAUUAAUCGACGCAUGACUGGUAAAUCUGACUCACCGUUGGUACUCAUAAUCAACAAUUCCCAUUUGAUCAAAGAGAACGAAGAAGGGAUUAAACUUUUGGAAUUGCUUCAACAAAAAGCUGAAAGUUUGAGUGGGUCCGAGUUAGUUACCAUAGUGUUCAACAGUGACGAUUAUUGGGUCUACGAGAAAUUGAAGAGGCUUGGGACGCGACUUGAGUUGAUAAAUGUGCGUGAUUUCAAUCGCAAAGAAACAGUCAAUGUUUUGCAGUUUAUCCGGGGUAAGUUUUUCCCACCAUCCAAGCACCCCGAGCUUGUGAUCCCUGUUGAAAUGUGCCACCAAAUUUAUGACUUGAUAGGCGGAAGACCGCAGCACAUUAGUCAGGUUGCAAGACAUAAGGAUGUACUUAAGGCAUGUCAUGAAAUCAUUGACCGAGAAAAAACAUGGUUUCUUAAUCAGUGCGGAUUGUUGGGAGAAGCUAUGGAUGACGAUGUGAUGGAGUUUGGUAAAUUUGCACUGAGUGCCAUGUUUUUGAUGCGAGAAUUUGUUCGCAUGGACCGCCAACGCAUGAACACCCUCAUCUCCCAGGACCAUCCAGAUGCGAAGGAUUUGUAUAAAGACCAUCAGCUUCCGGAACUACCACUUUGGAGGUCUCGGCAAGUCAUGACUCGUCCGGACUAUAUUCAACAGUAUGACAAUCUCAACAUUUUUACAGUGGACUCCGAUUCCCGAGUGCGAGCUGACUCUGUUCCUAUGAUGAGAGCUUUCCAUGAAAUUGCUGCCCAACCUCAUUUUGAUGAAUUAUUGGAGGACACAGCUGACCGCGUUUCAGCAAUUGAAUCAUUGAACAGAACACGAGAGUUGGUAAUGAAAGAUUUGGUGCAAGGUGAUCAGUACAACCUCGAAGAGAAGAACGGAAAGUACGUGGUGGGCAUUACAAAGGCAAACGAAGAAGAAGGUGCAGAGGGCCACGAACUCUACAUGGAGGAGAUCAGCAAAAAGGACCAGCGCCAAAAAUGGUGGAAGAAACGCAUGGGUCGUUUCGACGAGUCGUACCUUCCACCGCCGGUGGAAGAUAGCGAGUCUAAACCGUAA